Molecule: messenger RNA, 685 nt
Organism: Phlebotomus argentipes
Lineage: Eukaryota; Metazoa; Arthropoda; Insecta; Diptera; Psychodidae
Exons: 2
Coding region: 83-685 (200 amino acids)
Source: RefSeq, a predicted model, not a curated record
GAGCGUAACAGCGGAAUUUAUUGCGUGUUAUAAGAGGCACGAGUGUCUGUGGAAUCCUAGAAAUCCGUGCUACAAUGAUAAAAUGACUAAAAUACAGGCUUUGCAGAAGUUGAAACUGAUUCUACAGAAAACACAUCCGGAUGCCAAUAAGGACACCGUUUCGAAGAAGAUCAACUCACUGAGAACGAAUUUCAAGGCGGAGUACAAGAAGAUGCGAAUGCUUCUGGCCUCGGAUGACGAGACAACUCAUUACGCUCCCAGAAGUCCGCACUUUCACAGUCUCAUGUUUCUGGCCAAUGCCGACAGGAAGAUUUCUCCAAAAGGCGGGAGAAUCUCAUUCGUCACGAUGAGUCCGAUUCGAGAUGCAGAAGAUGCAACUUCAAAGAUUGACGAUUCGCUUGAAAACGCAGAAGGAGAUACAGAAGACUUUCCAGAGAAUUGCAACAGUGAGGUAGUGAAGAAGGAGCAAGCGAGGAAGAGGAAGUUAUCUGACGACAUCAGUUCUGAUGUCUUUGAUGACACCGCGAAGACAAUGGACGAGUGUGAAGCAUUUGGACGAUAUGUUGGAAUGCAAAUGCGAGUUCUGGACUUCGAACAAAGAAUCUUCCUUAAGAGAUUAAUCAGUGAAGGAAUUUUCCGAGGAGAAAUGCGACUCUUGAGUGCCAAUACUAAAUUGAGCGAAUAA